AUGGCCCCGAAGAAAAAGCAGAAGACCGGGCCAACAACAACGGCUGAGCCAGUGACAAUGCCAACAGAGACUGGGCUUUGCCAGGCUCACUUGUUGAAAGUGCACGAUGCCUUGCAAUGCAUUUUUGCACAUGAAAUGUUCAAGGACAUUCGUGGAGAAAGCCCACUGUCGCCAACAAAUGGUGGACGAGAGUCGCCAUUGGAUCUUUCUCAGGCUGCUGCGGCCUUGAAGAGUGUUGGUGUUUACAGGUGUGCGGGUAAUUUUUUCCAUCAAGACUUGUUGUGGUUGGCCACGCACAAGAUUCCAAUCAACAACUCUCAGGUUCAACAAAUCAAAGAUUAUUGGUUUCCCCCAAAUGCAGAGCCAAGCCUGUGCCCAUUCACUAUAAAUCUUGCGGUCGAGAAGCCGACAUCUGUCGCCGACCGCCCAGAAGCAGGCUUCGCACGCUUGAGUCCAGCAGAACCAGUCCAUGCGCUGCUCUUUGCUUUGGCAGAAGCCAUUCAACGCAAAGCGCCAGAACAUGUCCUCAGAGCUUUCAAAUCUUGCGUUUUGACUGCAAGCUUUGUUUUUGAGAUCUGUGGAGUUGGGGAGGCUCGGUACUGGAGGGCGCAAAACAUUCGAGAAGAAAUGGUGGAAAAGGGUUUGGCUGUGCAGAUGACCUUGCGGCAGCGCAUCUUCGACAUUGCGGGCUUUCACGAAGCCAAGAGCAAGACAGAAACCAACCUGGGAUCUAAAAAGCUAGCCGGGCUUUAUUCAGCGCACCUGAAGCUGGCUUCAAACCAAGAGAGGAUUUCAGAAAGUUUUGUAGAUUCAGCCUUGACUAUCCACAGGCGUCUGCUGUCGCAACCUGCGUGCCAACAAGUCUUAGAGUGGUGUGACCAAAAUUGGCUUAGUGUGUCCCCGUGGAAGUCAAUCUAUGCUUUGCAAGCUUUGAUCGACCGCGCUGGAACGCCUGAGAUGAUAGCCUGGGCGUUGCAAGGCAUGGUCGAUGGAGUGAGGAUGUCAUUUCUAGAUGCAGGAGUGUUUGUCAUCAGCAAGCUCAAAGACUCCAGGGUGAGCUACAUCGAAGUUUUGAAAAUGAAAAAAAAGGUGUUACAACACUUGCUCACUGAGUGGCUCAUGUCCUUGGAAUUGCCCACGGAAUGGAAAAACAAGAUCAAAUCAACUUUCAGCUCGUUUGAGAAGGUUCGUGGGCACUUUGCUCCAUACCCACAGCAAACGGCUGAUACGGCCUGGUUGCUGGGGGCUCCUACCAGCGUUUCUGAAAUCAGUACUUUCCUGGAAGGGGUCAUCUAUGGACAAGAGUAUGACGGUCGCUACAAAGAUGGAAUCAAAAAUCGGCAUGAGGUGCAAGACUUUUUGGCGUACUCAUCUGUGAAAAGUACCAUGGAAAAUUUAGGAGCACUGGUGAGACAAGAGGCAAGACCACAAGCACCAAAUGCGCCGCAAGUCGAAGAAAAAGCGGAGGAGACCGAAACAGCUGAGGCUGAAGCUUCUGAGGCUGCACCGGCCUCUGUCACCGCUGCUGAGGCUGCUCCGGCCUCCACUCUUACCGAUUCGGAUGCUGCCAUGUGGCGGCAACACAUGCGGAAGGUAGUGCAACAACAUGUCAGAUUUGUCAGCGACCAUCGCUCCAAUGCUGACUUGGAAGAAGCUCUGAAGGAAACUCCCUCCAUGUCUUUGCGCGGUGAUCAAACUGGAAUGGCCUUGUUCCAUUUUGAUUUGAAGAAGUAUGGAGAACCUACUACUCGCCCAGAUCUUCGGAUAGCAACCUUUCGUGAAGCCCUCUACACACGGUUGGUCAAAAGUGUUUUGAAUGCUCGAAAAGGUGCCACUGAUGGGCAUACCCCACACCUACAAGUAAGCGAGGUGGCUUUGCUCUUUGAUGGUGGAAAAAAGGGGUUGAGAAACAAGCUCUUGGCACCUUGGCGUGAAGGGACUGCCUCCAAGGCGGAUGGAGGGGAAGAAGGGGAGGAAGAAGGCGAAGAAGGGGGGGAGGAGGAAGAUGACAAACCGACCUUGUUUGUGGACUUGCUCCAGAUUGGAUACAGUGAGCAGUCUUUGGCAGCCCGAAAGAAAAGAGUCAGGGGCACCUGCACCAUCAAGCAGAUGGAGCAGUGUCAUGUGUUGAGCGCCAAAAAGUUGACCCUUCCCAGCAGGGACCGGAAGCACUUUGAUGGGUCGACCACAGGCGAUCUGAUCACCAAUGUGAAGAUGCCAUCUUGGACAGAGGAAUGGCAGCUUGAUUGGAAAACAAAAAAGGAACUUUUGGGUAAAAAACAUCAAAUUUUGGUGGGCGGCAAGACUGAAUUUAAGGAUGAAGAGAAGCCGAACGACCGAGCGAGCAACGCGAAGGAACCAGUCUCCUUCCACAGCCCACCCUUGGAGCUUUACGAAGAACUGCUCCAUUGUUUUUACGCAAAGAUGGUGUUCGACCUGACACCCCUUGACGCUCGUUUUGCCUACGCAGCUUUGCGGAACCGCGUCGGGUAUGUCGGCGUGGCAUACAAUCCGGAGCACGAACGCCUCAUGGAAGAGAGGCUCAUGUUUCUUUUGGAAAAGGACAUGCGGGACUCAACCUCCCCUUUGUUCAGCGCAGCCUACAGUGAAGCUGUGCUCGCCUUGCAGCUGGGCCGUGCAGAGGACAGGGAACCAAUCGGUGCUUCAACAGAUCUGGAGGACACCCACGAGGAGACCAAAACGCCGCCCCCGAAGAAGGGCAAAGCCAAGGCGGCCGACGCUGGACGCCCCACGCCCCCGAAGCGCACGAUCAGUGCGGUCAGCGAGGGGGACUCACAGAAGCCGAAGCGUGGGAAGAAGGCCAAAGAGGGGCCUUACACUUGCUACAAGGAGCAAGGCAGCAUCCCCGAGCCCGAGCUCCCCCGCCGCAGCGACGCACUGCCUGCGGGGAAGAAGGCCUUCACGGUGCUCAGUUGGAACGUGGGCGGUUUGAGGGCCUUCCUCAAGAGCCGAAAGAAGGACCUGGAAAAUGCAGUGCAGCUGGCCAGUUCUCCAGCGGUCAUCGGGAUCAUGGAGCACAAAUUGCAGGACUCCACUGCGGAUAGCGAGGCGGCCUUGAAGGAACUCUCCGAGACCUUGCCCGACUACGAGCUGGCCUGUGUGAACUACUCCACAGCCAAGAAGGGCUACUCUGGAGUCUUAGCGCUGCUCCGGAAGGAGGCGCCCCGGCCGGUGGCGGUGACUGCGGAGGAUCUGCCAAGCGCGGCGCAGGAGGGGCGGAUAGUGGUGCUGGAGUUUGAGACGGUCUACGUAGUGGUGUGCUACGUGCCCAACUCGGGGGAUCAGCUGAAGCGCUUGACCCAGCGGAUCGAGGAAUGGGACGUGCAACUGAGACAACGCCUACAAGAUCUCGGCAAAAAGAAACAUGUCUUACUCAUGGGUGACCUCAAUGUGGCGCAUCAAGACAAAGACAUCUGGAACGUAGAGGCCCCACAUGUGCCCAAGAGCGCGGGCACCACCAAUGAGGAGCGUGAGUCCUUCAGCAAGCUGAUCGAUAGUGGUUUCAAGGAUGGCUUUAGCUUGCGCCAUCCGGAGGUCCUGGGCGCCUUUACCUAUUGGAGCGUCCGGGCCGGGAAUCGCCCCAAGAAUCGAGGCUUGCGUUUGGACUAUGCGAUGGUCUCUGACAGCUUGGUGUCUGCACAGGAGCACCAGACGCACUUCUGGGACGCCUUCCAUUUGCCCGCCGUGGCCACGGGAGAUCACUGCCCAGUAGGUGCUGUCCUGGCGGUCUGA
Messenger RNA from Durusdinium trenchii, 3753 nucleotides. NCBI's taxonomy places the organism in Eukaryota, Dinophyceae, Suessiales, Symbiodiniaceae. The record is from the annotation of a GenBank genome assembly.